GACAGUUUGAUCAUACAUAAAACUUCCGUCUUUGAAUGAGAAAAGAAAACACUCGACUGGCUAAUGCUAGUCACGGCAAAUGAGCCUACUUCGGUCUAAAUAAGCAGCAUACCACGGUGUAAACAGGCCAGUGGCCCAUCUAAUCAGCAUAUUGCCCACAGUAAAGCUGGCCAGAUAAGUCAACGGAGAGGAGCAUAGUGUUAGGUCCUGCCCCCCCCCACAGCUUUCUCUUCUCUGAGUGUUGUAAUCAGUGAAUGAGGUGAGCCCUGCCCUGGAAGCAGCCUUCACUCCAUACACAUAUACAGACACACGUACAGAAACGUUGGCCUCUGGACGAGGAUGACAAUGGAAGAGAUGAAGAAUGAAGCAGAGACGACCUCAAUGGUUUCCAUGACACUCUACACUGUGAUGUACCCCGUCUUCCACGAGUUGGAGAGAGUGAACCUGUCGGCAGCACAGACCCUGAGGGCAGCGUUUAUAAAGGCUGAGAAGGAGAACCCAGGGCUGACCCAGGACAUCAUCAUGAAGAUCCUGGAGAAGAAGAAAGUGGAGGUCAACUUCACUGAGUCACUACUGCGAAUGGCUGCAGACGAUGUGGAAGAGUUCAUGAUUGACAGGCCGGAGCAGGAGUUCCAGGACUUGAAUGACAAGGCUCGGGCACUCAAACACAUCCUCAGCAAGAUCCCAGACGAGAUCAACGACAGAGUACGCUUCUUACAGACCAUCAAAGAUAUCGCCAGCGCCAUCAAGGAACUGCUGGACACCGUCAACACUGUCUUCCGGAAAUACCAGUACCAGAACCGACGGGCACUGGAACACCAAAAGAAAGAGUUUGUGAAAUACUCCAAGAGCUUCAGCGACACACUUAAAACCUACUUCAAAGAUGGAAAGGCGAUAAACGUGUUCGUCAGCGCCAACAGGCUCAUCCACCAAACCAACCUAAUACUGCAGACCUUCAAGACCGUGACAUAGACUGGGGUUAACCCCACACCAACCCAGGCUUUUAUCAGAGGACAGGAAACCCUUUACGUGUACAAUGUCCAGAUUCUGCUUUUGGGACUGUGUCAUUUCCUGUGUCUUGCUUCAUGGUGGGGCGGGGGGGUCAUUUAGAGUUACAGGUGGUCAGACUAUAAUUGCCAGAGAUACUACUGUUGUAUUUUUUUUGUUUUGUCCUCCACGAUCAUGCUAUCGCCCCAGAGUAUCUGAUGUCAAUGCUCCUCUUUUUCUCCCCCCCCCCCCCACCCCACCCCCCCUCUCUUUCUUGCACUUUCUCUCUCCCACUCUGUCCAUGUGAAAGCCAAAACACCGGGCCUUAAUGUGGCCGUUGAUUCCUAAAACAGAGUGUAACUACAGAGACUCUUGUUUUUCCUCACAUUCUAACUUGAACAAUGAGACAUGAUGGUGUAUAUUUAACAGAUAUUUGUUCGCAAAAUGUUCAAAUAAAAAGUUUAAACAUUUUGGAAA
Messenger RNA from Oncorhynchus kisutch (coho salmon), 1464 nucleotides. RefSeq names its product programmed cell death protein 10. Gene Ontology annotation, molecular function: protein kinase binding. Gene Ontology annotation, biological process: regulation of Golgi organization; positive regulation of MAP kinase activity. The transcript is spliced from 9 exons. Lineage: Eukaryota; Metazoa; Chordata; Actinopteri; Salmoniformes; Salmonidae. Gene Ontology annotation, cellular component: FAR/SIP/STRIPAK complex. The record is from RefSeq and is a predicted model, not a curated record. The coding region runs from base 340 to 972 and encodes 210 amino acids.